UUUGGCAGAGCACUGCGGGGGCUGUUUGGGUGAAUUGAGGAGGACACCGAAGUCAGAGUGGAUGGAAUACAUGGCAGGAGUGGUAGAGCUGAAGAGUUUAAAGGACUACACUGUUGAAUGAUAAGUGUUUGCUUUUUUCAUUAUUUUUUUUUUAACCCACUUGUUUGGGCAGUUUUCAUUUCUGCUUCAUAUUACAACCACCAAGGAUUUUCAGCCCCCAAUGGCCUUCGUUUAUCAAAGAGAUUUGAAAAAGAAAAGGCAGUGUUACAAAAAUGGCUGCAGUCUACUGACCUCACUAGAGAAGUAUACCAGCAUUUAGCCCACUAUGUACCCAAAAUCUACUGCAGGGGUCCCAACCCUUUUCCACAGAGAGAAGACAUGCUGGCACAGCUUGUCUUAUUGGGACCAAUGGAAUGGUACAUUUGUGGUGAAGAUCCUGCAUUUGGAUUUCCAAAACUUGAACAAGCAAACAAACCUUCUCAUCUUUGUGGUCGUGUUUUUAAAGUAGGAGAGCCUACUUACUCUUGCAGAGACUGUGCAGUUGAUCCAACUUGUGUUUUAUGCAUGGAGUGCUUUUUGGGAAGUAUUCACAGAGACCAUCGAUACAGGAUGACAACGUCAGGAGGUGGAGGUUUCUGUGACUGUGGUGACACUGAAGCUUGGAAAGAGGGUCCUUACUGUGAAAAACACAAACUUAACACCUCUGAAAUUGAGGAGGAAGAGGAUCCUCUCAUUCAUUUACCAGAAGAUGUGAUAACAAGAACUUACAACAUUUUUGCUAUUAUGUUUCAUUAUGCAGUAGAGAUAUUAACCUGGGAAAAAGAAAGUGAAUUACCAGCAGAUUUAGAGAUGGUAGAGAAGACUGACACCUACUAUUGCAUGCUGUUUAAUGAUGAGGUUCAUACCUACGAACAAGUUAUUUACACUCUUCAGAAAGCUGUUAACUGUACACAAAAAGAAGCCAUUGGCUUUGCAACUACAGUAGAUCGAGAUGGACGUAGGUCUGUUCGAUAUGGAGACUUCGCGUAUUGUGAGCAAGCAAAAUCAGUAAUUGUGAGGAAUACCAGUAGACAGACAAAGCCACUUAAAGUUCAAGUUAUGCAUUCGUCUAUUGUUGCGCAUCAGAAUUUUGGUUUGAAACUUUUGUCUUGGCUGGGAAGCAUUAUUGGAUAUUCAGAUGGCCUUCGCCGAAUUUUAUGUCAAGUUGGUUUACAAGAAGGGCCAGAUGGUGAAAAUUCUUCUCUCGUGGAUAGAUUGAUGCUCAAUGAUUCCAAAUUGUGGAAAGGUGCUAGGAGUAUGUAUCAUCAGUUGUUCAUGAGCAGUCUACUUAUGGAUUUGAAAUACAAGAAACUGUUUGCUGUUCGAUUUGCAAAGAAUUACCAGCAGAUGCAGAGAGAUUUUAUGGAGGAUGAUCACGAGCGAGCAGUGUCCGUGACUGCUCUGUCUGUCCAGUUCUUCACCGCACCUACUCUGGCUCGGAUGCUUAUCACAGAAGAAAACCUACUGACCAUUAUCAUUAAGACUUUUAUGGAUCAUUUGAGACAUCGAGAUGCCCAGGGUAGAUUUCAGUUUGAACGAUAUACUGCUUUACAAGCCUUCAAAUUUAGAAGAGUUCAGAGCCUUAUUUUAGACCUCAAGUAUGUGUUGAUUAGCAAACCAACGGAAUGGUCAGAUGAUCUCAGGCAGAAGUUCCUAGAAGGAUUUGAUGCCUUUUUGGAAUUACUCAAAUGUAUGCAGGGAAUGGAUCCAGUGACACGUCAAGUAGGACAGCAUAUUGAAAUGGAACCAGAAUGGGAAGCAGCCUUCACAUUGCAAAUGAAAUUAACACAUGUGAUUUCAAUGAUGCAGGACUGGUGUGCUUUAGAUGAAAAAGUGUUAAUUGAAGCUUACAAGAAAUGCCUUGCUGUAUUGAUGCAGUGUCAUGGUGGUUUUACUGAUGGUGAACAGCCAGUCACAUUAAGCAUUUGUGGACAUUCAGUGGAAACUAUCAGAUACUGUGUUUCUCAAGAAAAAGUUAGCAUUCACCUCCCCAUUUCUCGCUUACUUGCAGGUUUGCACGUGUUAUUAAGCAAAAGUGAAGUGGCAUAUAAAUUUCCAGAGCUCCUACCUCUAAGUGAACUCAGCCCACCCAUGUUGAUAGAACACCCUCUUAGAUGCCUUGUUUUAUGUGCCCAAGUACACGCAGGAAUGUGGAGGAGAAAUGGGUUCUCUCUGGUAAACCAGAUUUAUUACUACCAUAAUGUGAAAUGCAGACGUGAAAUGUUUGACAAGGAUAUAAUAAUGCUUCAGACAGGUGUCUCCAUGAUGGAUCCAAAUCAUUUCCUGAUGAUAAUGCUCAGUCGCUUCGAACUUUAUCAGAUUUUCAGUACUCCAGACUAUGGAAAAAGACUUAGUUCUGAAAUUACCCAUAAGGAUGUAGUCCAGCAAAACAACACUCUGAUAGAAGAAAUGCUGUACCUCAUUAUAAUGCUGGUUGGAGAGAGAUUUAGUCCUGGCGUUGGACAGGUAAACGCUACAGAUGAAAUUAAGCGAGAGAUUAUCCAUCAGUUGAGCAUCAAACCUAUGGCUCAUAGUGAAUUGGUAAAGUCUUUACCUGAAGAUGAGAACAAGGAGACUGGCAUGGAGAGUGUCAUUGAAGCAGUUGCCCAUUUCAAGACCGUUUUUCCCCCUAGGAAGCCUGGAUUAACAGGAAGAGGCAUGUAUGAACUGAAACCAGAAUGUGCCAAAGAGUUCAGCUUAUAUUUCUAUCACUUUUCAAGGGCAGAGCAGUCCAAGGCAGAGGAAGCUCAACGGAAAUUAAAAAGACAAAAUAGGGAAGAUACAGCGCUUCCACCUCCAGCUUUGCCUCCAUUCUGCCCUCUGUUUGCAAGCCUGGUUAACAUUUUGCAGUCAGAUGUCAUGUUGUACAUCAUAAGAACAAUACUGCACUGGGCUGUGGAACAUAAUGGAUAUGCCUGGUCUGAGUCCAUGUUGCAAAGGGUGUUACAUUUAAUUGGAAUGGCACUACAAGAAGAAAAACAGCAUUUGGAGAAUGUCAUGGAGGAGCAUGUAGUAACAUUUACCUUUGCUCAGAAGAUAUCAAAACCUGGUGAAGCACCAAACACCUCCCCCAGCAUACUAGCAAUGCUGGAAACACUGCAGAAUGCUCCUUACCUGGAAGUCCACAAAGACAUGAUUAGGUGGAUAUUAAAGACUUUUAAUGCUAUUAAGAAAAUGAGGGAGAGUUCAUCCGCCAGUUCUGUGGCAGAGACAGAAGGAACCAUAACAGAAGAGAGUUCAAGAGACAAAGACAAGGCUGAGAGAAAGAGAAAAGCUGAGAUUGCCAGACUGCGCCGGGAAAAGGUCAUGGCCCAGAUGUCUGAGAUGCAGCGGAACUUCAUUGACGAGAACAAAGACCUCUUCCAACAGACAGUAGCAGAGGAAGCCUCUAACUUUGCUGUUCUUGACAAUAGCCCUAUGGUGUCAGAUACAACACUUACAGCAUUGGGCCCAGCACAAACUCAGGUCCCUAAACAAAGACAAUUUGUUACCUGUAUUUUGUGUCAAGAGGAGCAAGAGGUGAAGGUGGAAAGCAAGGCAAUGGUACUAGCAGCAUUUGUUCAAAGAUCAACUGUAUUAUCAAAAAACAGAAAUAAAGUCAUUCAGGAUCCAGAAAAAUACGAUCCAUUAUUCAUGCACCCUGAUCUGUCCUGUGGAACACACACUGGUAGCUGUGGACACGUUAUGCAUGCCCAUUGUUGGCAAAGGUAUUUUGAUUCCGUUCAAGCUAAAGAACAGCGAAGGCAACAGAGAUUACGUUUACAUACAAGCUAUGAUGUAGAAAAUGGAGAAUUCCUUUGUCCCCUUUGUGAGUGCUUGAGUAACACUGUUAUUCCACUGCUGCUUCCUCCAAGAAAUAUUUUUAACAACAGGUUAAAUUUUUCAGACCAACCAAAUCUGACUCAGUGGAUUAGAACCAUAUCUCAGCAAAUAAAAGCAUUACAGGUUCUUAGGAAAGAAGAAAGUAUUCCUAAUAUUGCCUCUUCAAAGAAUUCAGAAAAUAUGGAUGAAUUGCAGCUCCCUGAAGGGUUUAGGCCUGAUUUUCAUCCUAAGAACCCUUAUUCUGAUAGCAUAAAAGAAAUGCUGACAACAUUUGGAACUGCUACUUACAAGGUGGGACUAAAGGUUCAUCCCAAUGAAGAAGAUCCCCGAGUGCCCAUAAUGUGUUGGGGUAGUUGUGCAUACACCAUCCAAAGCAUAGAAAGAAUUUUAAGUGAUGAAGAUAAACCAUUAUUUGGUCCUUUGCCUUGCAGACUGGAUGACUGUCUUAGGUCACUAACAAGAUUCGCUGCAGCGCACUGGACAGUGGCAUUACUUUCAGUGGUGCAAGGGCACUUCUGUAAACUUUUUGCAUCAUUGGUACCUAAUGACAAUUAUGGAGACCUUCCAUGCAUAUUAGAUAUUGACAUGUUUCAUUUAUUGGUGGGCUUGGUGCUUGCUUUCCCUGCGUUGCAGUGUCAGGACUUUUCAGGGAUCAGCCUUGGCACUGGAGACCUCCAUAUUUUCCAUCUGGUUACUAUGGCACACAUCAUCCAGAUCCUGCUUACCUCAUGUACAGAAGAGAAUGGAAUGGAUCAAGAAACUCCUGCUGGUGAAGAAGAAUUAGCAGUUCUUGCUUUGUAUAAAACACUUCGCCAGUAUACAGGAAGUGCUUUGAAAGAAAUACCCUCUGGCUGGCACCUGUGGAGGAGUGUCAGAGCUGGCAUCAUGCCCUUCCUGAAAUGUUCUGCUUUGUUUUUUCAUUACUUAAAUGGAGUUCCUUCCCCACCUGAAAUUCAAGUUUCUGGAACAAGCCAUUUUGAACAUUUAUGUAACUAUCUUUCCCUGCCAAACAACCUCAUUUGCCUUUUUCAAGAAAAUAGUGAAAUAACGAAAUUACUGGUUGAAAGUUGGUGUCAGCACAUUGAAGUUAAAAGAUAUCUGGAAGGUGAAAGAGAUGCUAUUAGCUAUCCAAGAGAAUCUAACAAAUUGAUAGACCUUCCAGAGGAUUACAGCAGCCUCAUUAAUCAAGCCUCUAAUUUCUCGUGCCCCAAAUCAGGCGGUGAUAAGAGCAGAAUCCCAACUCUGUGCCUUGUGUGUGGAACUCUGCUGUGCUCCCAGAGCUACUGCUGCCAGGCCGAAGUGGAAGGGGAGGAUGUGGGUGCUUGCACGGCUCACACCUACUCCUGUGGUUCUGGAGUGGGCAUCUUCCUGAGAGUACGGGAGUGUCAGGUGCUAUUUCUAGCCGGCAAAACCAAAGGCUGUUUUUAUUCUCCUCCGUACCUUGAUGACUAUGGGGAGACUGACCAGCUACUCAGACGGGGGAAUCCUUUACAUUUGUGCAAAGAGCGAUUUAAGAAGAUUCAGAAGCUCUGGCACCAGCACAGUAUCACGGAGGAAAUCGGACAUGCACAGGAAGCAAAUCAGACACUGGUUGGCAUUGACUGGCAACAUUUAUAGUCACUGCGCUACCGGAAACAUAAACUCGGAUUUUUGUGACCCAGCAGCUUUUCAAGAAAAAGAAUAGGAAAUCAAUUCCACUGGAUUUGGAAAUAAAUUCUUUAGUUAGCUUUUCUUCCCAGUUUUAUUUUUAUAGUUUCUGGCUCUAGGGACUGAUGAAAAUCAUCUUCCGUCAGCAUAUUUUCUUGCACCAUUUGCUGUAUCCCUCAAACAUAACUUCUUGCAAGAAGCUUCUCUUCCUGGGCUGGGCACAGCCCCCCUGUGGGUACCUGACUGCGUCUGUCUGACCGUUCCCAGUCAUCUGAGCCAGGUGACAGUACUGACGGCAGGGCACUGUGUGCCUGAAGCUGAGUCACCAGCAGGAGGAAACAGUCUCUGCUCUAUUGGGGUCACAUGUCCUAGUCCUGUUCAGUGACUCAACAUGGACUAGGUUGGCGUCCCCUCUGCUGACGGACCCACCUCUAAGAGCAAAGCAGUGGAUUUGGAAAGCAGCUUUCCCUUGUCUGCGUCGUCUGUCAGAGGACGAGGGCACUUGUGCCUGAGGAACCCCUGUGAGGAACGGGAGGCAGUUGUUUCUUCAAAUGCUGGGUGGUUUUCAGAGCUGUGAAAGGUUGGAUUUUUUAUUUUAUUUUCUUUGGCAAGACUUCUGUCUUUGAGAGAGAAAAACUCAUUUUAAAGGGCUUUUUGAAAAGUUAUAGAGUAUCCUUAUUUUUCAGACAAUAUAUUCUUUUAUUUCUAAGACUAAAUGGAGAAGUGUAUGCCUCUAAAAUCAAACACUAGCAGGGAAAAAAAAGAACUGUUUUGAAGUUCCCAUCCCCCCUUCCCCACUCGCAUUUCCUGGAAAGAUGGAUUGCUGGUUACGUGCUGGCUCACUUAGUACAUUCCUGGGACAGCCCGUGUGCCCAGGGUUUUUAUUCUUUCUAAACAUUACUGUUUUUACUAAGAGGUGCCUUCCUAGAAUGAUAGCCGCUUAGUAAAAUUGAUUAUAACUAUUAUAUACCACACGGCCACUCUGUUUGGUGUACAUGUGCCAGGAGCUUGGAUGCACAGAAUGAUGGCAGGUUUUGUGGAGGAAUAAAUCCGGAGCCUCUCUAAGAUGAGGCUAAGGGACAAAUGAAUAAAGAAAGGCUCUUGGAUUUUUUUUUUUUUUU
Molecule: messenger RNA, 6629 nt
Organism: Myotis davidii
Lineage: Eukaryota; Metazoa; Chordata; Mammalia; Chiroptera; Vespertilionidae
Gene: UBR2
Product: ubiquitin protein ligase E3 component n-recognin 2
Exons: 47
Coding region: 118-5478 (1786 amino acids)
Biological process (GO): ubiquitin-dependent protein catabolic process via the N-end rule pathway
Cellular component (GO): cytoplasm; ubiquitin ligase complex
Molecular function (GO): ubiquitin protein ligase activity; zinc ion binding
Source: RefSeq, a predicted model, not a curated record